Porites evermanni is the source of this 585-nucleotide messenger RNA. The record is from the annotation of a GenBank genome assembly. Lineage: Eukaryota; Metazoa; Cnidaria; Anthozoa; Scleractinia; Poritidae.
AUGGGCGAGCCUCGUGUGUUAAUUCUCGGGCACUCUUUUAUCCGCCGUUUAAAUAGCUUUAUUACUGAUAGUACACAUCUUGAUCAUCGUUUUAUGAUACACGGGGCCGCCCAGUUUAAAUGGCAUGGUGUUGGAGGUCGAACAAUUGCAAAAACUAUUCGCUGUGAUCUCCACGUGGUGGAGUCGUUUGCUCCCCAUAUUGUGAUACUACAGUUGGGAACUAAUGAUCUUUCCCGCCCAGAUCCCUUAGUAGCAGCCUCGGCAAUAGAGGACUUAGUAGGUAUUCUGUACGAAGAGCACAGUGUGCGACAAAUUUGUGUUUGCCAAACGCUAAUUCGCGAAAAUGAUGCUGCCUUUAACGCACGUGUUAAAUCCCUCACGAAAUAUCUGAAGGUCCUUCUAGAGCCAAUUCCCUAUUGCUUUUUUGGGGGUCACAGAGGUUUUUGGAAUACUUCGCAGAGAUAUUUCGCUCGUGAUGGUGUUCACCUUAAUAAGUUGGGGCACUAUAAGUAUUACCGCAGUCUCAGGGGGGCCGUUUUAAAGUCUUUGCAUUCCUGGGCACGUUCUGGCGAGCAGCCCAACUAG